GCACAGCUGCAUUAUUAGUACUUCCGCCAAAUAUGGCGGUGUAUUAGCGAAGUUGCGCCCUUGUUACUCGUCACACAAGUGCAUAAUAUUUCAUUUUAAUUUAUGAAUAAUAAAGGAUCUAAUAAGAAGAUGGCCUCAAAUAACGGAGAAGCUGGUGGUGUGAGGACCAGUGUGGCAUCACAGUUUUUCAAUGAAGACGAGGACACGGCUAUUGUCGAUAUGACCACCAGUGAAAAGGUUGUUGAUCUCCUGAACCAAGCAGCUCUUAUUGCUACAGACAGCAAACUCACGGUUCUCAAACAGGUCCAGGAAUUGAUCAUCAACAAGGACCCCUCUUUACUUGACAAUUUCUUAGAUGAGAUCAUAGCCUUUCAGACCGAUAAGUCAAUGGAAGUAAGAAAGUUUGUCAUUGGCUUCAUUGAGGAAGCAUGUAAGAGGGACAACGAGCUCCUGCUUAAACUGAUUGCCAACCUGAACAUGCUGCUGAAGGACGAAAGUGUCAAUGUGGUGAAGAAGGCUAUCCUCACUCUCACUCAGCUCUACAAAGUGGCGCUGCAGUGGUUUGUGCGUUCCAAGACCAUGUCAGACAUGCAGGAAGCAUGCUGGGACAUGGUGACUCAGAUGAAGGAGGAAGUUCUGGCUAUGCUGGAAGUUGACAAUGAUGGAGUCCGCACUCAUGCUAUCAAGUUCACAGAGUCUCUCAUCAUCACUCUUUCACCGAGGACGUCAGACUCUGACACUCCCAAGCGCCAAGAGGGAGACAUCAGCCUGGAUAAAAUCUCCAAAGACCAUGCCUAUAUCCGCUACGAUACCCUGUGCGGGGAGGGCAAGUCUGCGCUGGAGCAGCUUCUGAAGUUUAUGGUCCACCCUGCUAUCUCCAGCAUCAACCUGACCACAGCCCUGGGUUCCCUGGCCACACUGGCCCGACAGAGGCCUAUGUUUAUGUCUGAAGUGGUCCAGGCUUAUGAAACUCUGCAUGCCAACCUACCCCCAACACUGGCCAAGUCUCAGGUGAGCAGUGUACGCAAGAAUCUAAAGUUACACCUGAUGGCAGUGCUCAAGCACCCCUGCAGCCUGGAGUUCCAGGGACAAAUCAGCACUCUGCUCCUAGACCUGGGGAUGUCCCAGAAUGAAAUAACCCGUCACACGCCAGCCCCACGUGAACCGCGCAAAAGGCCCCGCCAUGAGCCAUACACAGAGGGCAAAAAGCUCAAGAUUGAGCCCGCUCUUAUAGAAGAUGAUGAAGAUAAAGAAGAGCCAGCCCCCCCUUCCAUCUCCAAGCCCUCCUCUGUGCCAGUAGUCCAGUCAGCCAUCGACCUCACUGCAGAGUUCUUGCGCCCCCUGCUCUCCCCAGAGAACGUGGCCAAUCUGGUUCUAAUCAGCAUGGUGUACUUGCCUGAUGUCAUGCCAGCGUCCUUCCAGGCCACAUACACACCAGUGGAGUCUGCAGGAACAGAUGCCCAAAUCAAACACUUGGCCAGAAUGAUGGCCACUCAGAUGACAGCAGCGGGAGUUGGACCAGGACUGGAGCAGUGCAAAGCACGAGAUGAGAAAGCUGGAAAGGAGGAGGGCAUGGAUGAAGGCAUAGGGGAGUCCUCCAAAGACCUGCUCAUCAAGCGUAAAGUACCAGUUAUGGGUCAAGCCAUCUCUGUGGUUGGAGGAGGCUAUGGAGAUAAGAGCCAAACUGAAACGGGGGAAGCCCCCCAGGUCAAGAGGCUGCCUGAGCCCAUCCUCCCCUCCACACAGAUCAAAACACCUGGGACAAGUGGGAAGAGGAAAGUGUUCAGAUUAGCUGAUGUGAUCCAGCCUUUGACAGACACCCAGCUUGAAAAGUUGACCAACAUGGCUGUCAAGCGCAUCCUGCACUCAGAAAAAGCUAUAGCACAGAGUGGGAUGGCCCAUGUGCGCGUCAAGCUGCUGUCCAGACUUGUGACUCAGUUUGAGGGGAUGAUGAAGGAUGAUGUGCUGGAGUUCAUUCUGGAGGACAUUAGGACCAGGAGCGACCUGGCCUUCUCUCUUCUCUACCAGGAGUAUAACACAUACCUCAGUCAGCAGCCCACUGGCUUGUUGGACAGCUACGACCACUGCCUCUUCACUCUACUGUCCGGCCUGCAGGAGAAGCCCGAGCAGAGGGAUGGGCUUUUCACAAAGAUUGUGCUGGAGGCUCCGUUAAUUACAGAGUCUGCUUUGGAAGUAAUACGACGGUACUGUGAAGAUGAGUCGCGGGUGUACCUCGGCAUGACUACUUUAAAAGAGCUGAUUGUAAAACGGCCCUCAAGGCAGUUCCAGUAUCUCCAUGUGCUUCUGGAUCUCAGCUCACAUGAAAAGGAGAAGGUGCGCUCCAAUGCCCUGUCCUUCAUAAAGCGGAUGUAUGAGAAAGACCAGCUGAGGGACUAUAUUGAGAAGUUUGCCCUGAACUACAUGCAGCUCCUCGUACACCCUAACCCUCCGUCGUUACUUUUUGGGGCUGACAAGGAUACAGAGGUGGCCUCCCCCUGGACAGAGGACACAGUGAGGCAGUGCCUGUACCUCUACCUGUCCCUUCUGCCUCUCAACCACCGCCUGGUUCAUGAGCUGGCCUCUGUCUACACUGAAGCCAUUGCUGACAUCAAGCGCAGUGUGCUUCGAGUGAUAGAGCAGCCAAUCCGUGGAAUGGGGAUGAAGUCUCCACAGCUUCUGCUGUUGGUUGAAAACUGUCCUAAAGGAGCAGAGACUCUGGUCACUCGCUGCCUGCACAUUCUCACUGAUAAAGUGCCUCCGUCACCAGAGUUGGUGGAGAGAGUGAGGGAUCUGUAUCACAAACGAGUGCCCGACGUUCGUUUCCUAAUCCCUGUCAUCAACGGCCUGGAAAAGAAAGAGGUGACCCAGGCUCUUCCCAAGCUUAUCAAGCUCAACCCCAUUGUGGUGAAGGAAGUCUUCAACCGUCUCCUGGGCACCCAGCAUAGCGAGGGUAGUUCCUCAAUGUCUCCUCUCACCCCUGGCGAGCUUCUCAUUUCUUUACACAAUGUUGACUCAACAAAGUGUGACAUGAAGUCCAUCAUAAAAGCCACCAACCUGUGUUUUGGGGAGAAGAAUGUGUACACGUCAGAGGUCCUGGCUGUGGUAAUGCAGCAGCUGAUGGAGCAGAGUCCUCUCCCCAUUCUGCUGAUGAGAACAGUUAUCCAGUCCCUCAGCAUGUACCCCCGCCUGGGAGGCUUCGUUAUGAACAUCCUGUCCCGACUCAUUGUCAAGCAGGUGUGGAAGUAUCCUAAGGUGUGGGAGGGCUUUGUGAAGUGCUGCCAGAGGACCAAGCCGCAGUCCUACAGCGUGCUGCUGCAGCUCCCACCAGCCCAGCUUACCAGUGUGUUUGAGCGCUGCCCGGAGAUGAGGGAACCUCUUCUACAGCACGUCCACUCUUUCACCCCCCACCAGCAAGCCCACAUUCCCGCCUCCAUCAUGACAGUCCUGGAGGCCAACAGCAAGCAGCCAGAACCAGAGGCCAUGCAGCCUGUAGUAUUGGAGAGACAGGUUGAGACACCCAUUGCAACCAUCGCAGCCAAUGUAACCAUUACACCCGUUGCAACCUUCACACCUGUUGCAACCCCUCCAGUACGGGCAGAACCUAUUCCAGUACGGGCAGAACCUAUUCCAGUACCGCUGAGAGAUCCAGAGCCAGCUCUCCAGCAGCAUCUGCCAAGUAAAAAAGAGGAAGAGGAGCCCAUGGAGGAAGGAGAGACGGCCCCCGCUUGUCAAGAGGAAACUGCAGACACCACUUUACAGGUGGAUUUGCCAGUAGUGGAAGAAAACCCCACUCCGGAUCCUAUAGAGACCGUGGAGGAACCAAUGGAGGAGGCACCUACUGAACCUUCAGAUGUCACUGACCAAUUAAAGGAUGUCACCGAAGAAGGUACCACAGAACCUGAGACUGGCACAGGAGAUGCAGAAUGAUGUUCCAUCUAAGGAGAAGUCAUAAAGUAGACUAUAAUGAACCAUUGUUUUGACUUCACCUCUGUGUUUGUACUGGCUCUUACCUGUAUGACCAUCUUGAACAUACACAUUCUUGGUCAUCCAAAAAUAUCUAUGUUAUGUGUCCUUAGUUUUGUAUUUGUCGAAAUUGCGAAAUGCACUGCGGAACUCUAGUCAGGAAAAAGAUUUACUACAAUUUAUUUUACUUUUGAAAGUCCUUAAUAGAAAAUGUAUUUGUCAUGAAAAUAAAAGAUUUGUGUUUA
Oncorhynchus masou masou (cherry salmon) is the source of this 4208-nucleotide messenger RNA. It is a transcript of the gene sympk, whose product is annotated as symplekin. NCBI's taxonomy places the organism in Eukaryota, Metazoa, Chordata, Actinopteri, Salmoniformes, Salmonidae. Bases 103 to 3927 code for a protein of 1274 amino acids. Gene Ontology annotation, cellular component: mRNA cleavage and polyadenylation specificity factor complex. The transcript has 27 exons. The record is from RefSeq and is a predicted model, not a curated record.